UGACGCGGGGCCUGGGCGGAAGUGCGGCCCGAGCAGCCGAGCCCCAGCCGGGAGCAGGUCUCCGGGUCCCGGGCGCCGGGCACUGCUGGGCCUGCCUGCCUUCCUUCCAGCCAUGGCGAGCGUGGCGGGCGCGGGCCCACUGCGGCUGGGCGGCGGGACGCUCGGCCUGUCCGCCCUGGCGCUCUCGCUGCUGCUGCUGGUGCAGCUGUCAGCCGCCAAGAAUUUCGAAGAUGUCCGAUGUAAAUGUAUUUGUCCUCCCUAUAAAGAAAAUUCUGGGCAUAUUUAUAAUAAGAACAUAUCCCAAAAAGAUUGCGACUGCCUUCAUGUUGUAGAGCCCAUGCCUGUACGUGGGCCGGACGUUGAAGCAUACUGUUUACGCUGUGAAUGUAAAUAUGAGGAAAGGAGCUCUGUUACGAUCAAGGUUACCAUUAUAAUUUAUCUCUCCAUUUUGGGUCUUCUGCUUCUGUACAUGGUGUACCUUACUCUCGUUGAACCCAUAUUGAAACGACGCCUCUUUGGACACUCACAAUUAAUACAGAGUGAUGAUGAUGUUGGGGAUCACCAACCUUUUGCAAAUGCUCACGAUGUCCUGGCCCGCUCUCGCAGCCGUGCCAAUGUGCUGAAUAAGGUAGAGUAUGCCCAACAGCGCUGGAAGCUUCAAGUUCAAGAGCAGCGAAAAUCCGUCUUCGAUCGUCAUGUUGUUCUCAGCUAAUGAAAUUCAAGGCAGUAGAAUGGAAUAAGGCAAACAACUGGAAAAGUUGUGUUUUCCUGGGUUUUGUUUUAAUAUCUCCCAUUAAUUCUAGCAGUUCUUGCUGGAAAUUUCAAAACUGGAAACACAAACCUUGCUUGUAAUUUUCUUUUCUUGUUCAUGUAUUAAUAGAAACAUUUUUAAAAACACACCUAAAAUUCAGCCAAUAAACUUUUUCCUAUUUGUGAACUUUCCUAAUAAAAAUAAAUCUGCCUGUGAAUUAUCUUGAAGCCCUCACCUGAAAGACAUUCCUUUUCACCACACAGUUGUAACUUGGUCUUCAAGAUAAUUUGCAGUGUUGAUUUUUUUGUUAUUUUCUGGCAGGGAAGGGAAGGGAUUCGUGGGUGUGUGUAAUCUAAUUUUUCUCAAGGCACUUUACUAAGUCAAAUUUUGUAAAUAGGCUUUACCUUCUAUUUUCAAGUUUCAUUUAUAUGUUACAGCAUAGCCUGUCUCAUCAGAGCCAGGACUUACCCAUUUGAAUUUUGCACUGACUCUAUUAUAUCUAGGUAUGUGGUAGGGCUGUGGCUGUAUUAAUGAAUGGCUGUACUUAAUGAGUCUGAAAUGUGCGGUGGCUCUUCACAAAAUGCAGAUUCUUUUCACAUACUGUGAUGUCUGAUGCAAUGCAUCCUAGAAUGAACUGGCCCUUUGCUGGUUAAUGACUAAGCAUAGUCUUAGUGUAUAUAGUCUUUCUCAUGUAGUAUCUCUAAGGAUGAAUCCUAAGGACCUGGACAUUUGCCAUAAAGGAAUUUCCUUUUAAAACCCAAUGCUCCCUGGACUUAUGACAUACACGUAUUUAUUAGCAUUUCCUAUCAUGUUGAGAGGCUAUGGUGGGUGCAAGCUUUGAACUUGGACUAGAGUUCUGGGUUCCUCCUCUGAAGGUACAAAAGCUACUGGAUAACUAGCUGCUUUCUUUUUCCUGCCUCUUUGGAAUGUAAUAAUAAAAGUAAUUUUUGAAACACAA
Molecule: messenger RNA, 1709 nt
Organism: Suncus etruscus (white-toothed pygmy shrew)
Lineage: Eukaryota; Metazoa; Chordata; Mammalia; Eulipotyphla; Soricidae
Gene: TMEM9B
Product: TMEM9 domain family member B
Exons: 5
Coding region: 113-712 (199 amino acids)
Biological process (GO): positive regulation of canonical NF-kappaB signal transduction
Cellular component (GO): lysosomal membrane
Source: RefSeq, a predicted model, not a curated record